Messenger RNA from Pedinophyceae sp. YPF-701, 2448 nucleotides. NCBI's taxonomy places the organism in Eukaryota, Viridiplantae, Chlorophyta, Pedinophyceae. The record is from the annotation of a GenBank genome assembly.
AUGGAACCGUCGCGCCGCCAGGAUGACUGGCGCGAGGAGGCAGUGUACGCCCCGUACCUGCAGGAGGGCUUCGACGCCACGGCGCACGCGGCGGCCAUCCUGCGCUCGCCGGCCGCGGGCGACGGAGGAUCCUCAGAGGUCGCCGCCCAGAUCGCCGAGCUCGCCCAAGGCAUCUCGGAUCUCGGCCAGCGCCUGCGGAACGAAGUCAGCGCACACCGAGAGCCGCUCCUGGACCACGCGCGCGCCAUGCAGCGGCAAGAGUCCCCCCUGCACACCAUCGACCUCGCGGUGCGGUCCCUGCGCGCGUCGCUGCGGUCCGCGCGGCAGUCCGUCGAAGCCCCGAUGCAGGAGAUGGCCGACAGCACGCGCGCCCUCCGCGGGCUGUACGCGGCGGUGGACCUCGUCCAGAGAGCAACGCGGUACCUGAAGCUCGCUGGGCGCGUCGAGGAGGAGCGCGCGCGGCUGCGGGAGGGCGGCGGGGGCGGCGACGUGGACGUUGCGCCGCUCGCGCGGCUCGUGGCCGAGGCGGGCAAGCUGGUGGAAGGGGGCGACGUGCGGCGGGUGCGCGUGGUGGCGGAGCGGGUGCGCGUGGUGGCGGCGGCGCGGGACGAGGCGCGGGCGGCGGCGUGGGAGCAGAUGCGCGCGGGGCUGGCCGCGGGGGGGCGGCAGGGCGCCGUGGGCGAGGCGCUGCAGGUCCUGAGCAUCCUGUCCGACCUGGCAGGGGGGGUGUCCGAGAUGGUGGCGGCGGACGUGGGCCCGCUCGACGCGGUGCUGCGCGGCGCGCUCGAUCCGCGCCAGGCGGCCGCGGCGGGCAUCGGCGGGGGCCUUUUGGCCACGGUCAGUCGCAGUGGCAAGGGCGCCGCGGUCGAGCAGAUGGUAUCUGCGAUCUGGCCGCAGCUGGAGGCGUUUGCGGCUCAGCUCAAGGACGCCGCGAAGCGCCACCUGGCCCUCCACGCGGCUCUCGCGCGCCGCCGCGACACCGCGACGGGCGCGCAGCUCCUCUCUCUGCUCCCCGCGACCGACCCGAGCGCGCCGCAGCCCGACACCCCCCCGCCUGCGUCGAACGCCGGCCCCGUCGCGUGGCUCCUGGCCGGCACCGCGGCGGCCGCGGCCCGCCGCGUGGCCUCGGCCUCGGAGCCCGCCGGGUCCCUCAUGGCCGAGGCGCUCGUCCAGCUGCUCCCGCGGACGCUCAAGCUGCUCGAAGCGGCCUUCGACGACUUGCGCGCGCAGCCCCUCGCGCGCCAGUUCCAACUCGAGGAGCCCCUGCUGGCGGGCGAGGUCGCGCUGCAGGACGCGCUGCUGCCCGUGAAGCAGCCGUACAUCCUGAACACGUCGUCGGAGCUCUCCGGCGCGCUCCACGCGGCGUUCCCGCCCGGCCAGCUGCCGAGCCCCGCGGACGUGCAGACACUGUCGGGGCUGGUGCACUCGCAGCUGCAGGCCGCGUCGGCGAGCCGGUGGCUGCUGGUGGACGCGAGCGCGGUCGUGGACGGCGUCGUGCGCGCGGCGGUCGAGCGUUGUGCUGCGGCGCAGAGGGCGGAGGGCGCGGCGGCGUUGCGGGACGUGGACGGGCCGUGCUCGGGCCCGCAGUCGCGCGUGAUCGCGCUGUUCAACGCGCUGCAGGCGCUGCACUUCGGCCUCGCGCGGAGCACGACGCAGCUCAGCGCGUCCGCGCAGGGCGCCGUGCAGGGCACGCUGCACUACCUGCAGUGCGAGGCCGCCGCGAUCCUGGCGCCGCUCGUCGACGCGCACGCCGCGGCGCUCGAGGCCGAGGUCGCGACGAUCCACACGCACGUCCCCGGGUCCUCCGCGCCGCCCGACGGCGUCACCAAGACGUCGCCCUUCGUCGACGGCCUGACCAGGCGCCUGCAGCACGUGCGUACCGAGCUCCUGGACCGGCUGUCGCCGUCGGUGCGGUCCUCGCACGGCGCGCUCCCGAGCGUCGGCGCGCUCCUCGCGCGCCAGCUCCUCUCCCGCACCAUCCUCCUCGUCUGCCGCCACGCCACCCUCGUCAAGUGCACCGCUGAGUCAGUCCGACUGGAGCUGGCAAAAGACCUCGGGGAAGUCGACGUGGCGGUCCGGGAGGCCGGGCUCGGGACCGACGCCAUCGGCCCCGCGUACCGCUACCUCCGCGCCCUCCGCCCCGCGCUGUUCCAGUCGGCGGGGGACGCGCGUGCCGCGCUGGCGGCCAGCGGCGGGGCCGCGCUGCCGCCCGUGGUGCUCGCGCACCUGUUCCUGUGCCGGGCGGGGCCGCGGGCGGAGCUCCCGCACAAGGUGCGCGGGCUGACGGCGGGGCAGUACUCGUCCUGGCUGGACGUGCACGAGGAGCCGCAGGUCCUGGCGGGCGUGCUGCAGGCGGCGGAGGCGGCUGCAGCUGCGGGCGACGAGUGGGCGCAGCUGGCCGCGGAGGUGUGCCGGCGGCACCGCACGGCCGGCGACGCGGCCGCGUGA